This is a messenger RNA of Symbiodinium necroappetens, 1113 nucleotides long. The record is from the annotation of a GenBank genome assembly. NCBI's taxonomy places the organism in Eukaryota, Dinophyceae, Suessiales, Symbiodiniaceae.
AUGGUGGGUGGCUCCGAGAAGCACCUGGAAGCAGCCCGACCUUUCCUGGGAACCUUUGCUACGAAGAUCCUGCACAUGGGUGAAGUCGGCAACGGUCAACUCGCGAAGGCUUUGAACAAUUGCCUCUACAACGUCAGCUGCGCGGCCAUGGCCGAAAUGCUCCCUUUCGCCCUGCGCGCGGGGCUGCCGAUGCCGGCCUUCGUGGACGCCGUCACAUCGGGAACCGGGCAGUCCUUUGGUUUCAAUCAAUGGGCCCCUUUGGUCUUGCAGCGUGAGUUCGAGGCGCCGAAGCACGGCUUUCCCAUGGGGGCGGCUUUCAAAGACCUGGAGACGCUGGUAGCGGCGGCCUCUGCGCAAGGCCUCCCGGUACCCCCCGUCGUUGCGGCUACGUUGGCCACGUACCAGCGAGCGCUGGCUAUGGGUCUCGGUGAGGAGCACAAGGGCAAUGUGUCCGGCACCACGCUGCUCGUGGCCGCCCAGCUCAGGUUGCCUCUCUGUGCGUUGCUCAGAUGUGUCUUGCUCAACCGCGGUCAAACUUGGAUGCAAUGGCAGCUGCUCUUCGUCAUUACGCUGCUGUGCGUGGGCCAUGUCAUCCAUGACUUAGGGGAUACAAUGACUGCGGGAGUCGACCGAACGUGGAUCGCGGCCUCUCCAGAUGGGAUCCUGAUUGCUUUGCCCCUAGUCCUGGGCAAGUGCCUGGUCAGCUGCUGUGGUGCAGUGCAUGCCGAGUACUUCUUGCAGCACAAGGAGACGAAGCAGGUACCCCUCUGGAUCACUCAAGUACAUUUCAAGACAGCAACGAUCAUCGGAGCCCUCACGGUGGCGCUCUUCAUGGGAAACGUGUGCGAGCGCAUCCUUUCAGACCGCUGGCACAACGAUAUCUUCUCACACCUGCCCAAUGAUGUGAGUGCCGGAGAUCCUCGCAUUCCCUUCUUUGGAGGCUGGGACAGUAACACCUGGAUUCUCGCGGGGUGCCUCAUCCUCAACAACUUCCUCGUGGCUGAUCAGAUGAGGAAUCUCACUUCCAUCGCGAAGUACGUGGCCUAUGCCAUCGGCCUGGUCUUGAGCUAUUUGGUGCAGCUUUGGGAAGGCCGUGCCUUUUGCGCGUGGCAG